UCUUGACAAAUCGACCCACCUCGCACGCCCUGUCACCUACCCUUCGGUCACAUAUCACACACGUCCUCGUCCUCUUCCCGAACAAACACCGCGCGACCACUGUUGCUGUAAGACACCUCCUCCUCCAAGACUUCGCGACACCACUCACCACCUGCCUGCCUUCGCGAGCUUCUAAUCGAGACGAACAACCACACACACCGACGAGGGUGUACAAGCCACGGGCUUUGUCCCAAUCACAACGAUCAACAACGACAACAACAGCGCCAUGACUUCCGCCCACAAGCCCGACCUCUCCGGCCUGCCCGCCUUCAACGUCGCUGGCGGUCGCCCCGACGAGCGCUUCGGUACCAGGGGCUCCUUCACCCGCGGCGUGCACAUCAUGUCCGGUGGCCAUGCCCGCGACGUACCGCUCGAGGCCGAGGUCGAGCACGGCAAGGUGCUCUUCGUGUCCGCCGCUCACAAGCCGGAUCUCUCCGCCGAGGCCCGCACCAACGCCGUCCGCCCCACGGAGCGCCUCGGCUCCCGGGGCCGCUUCACCGCGGGCGUCCGUCGCUGGGCCGGUGGCGAGCCUCGUGACGUGCCGCUCCCGCGCGUACGCGACCCGGGUACCGUCCUGUUCGAGUCCGCCUCGGAACGCAGCAGGCCCUCCUUGUCCUUCUCGUGCGAGACCAACGUGUCCGGAGGCAGGGAGGACGAGCGCCACGGGCGGCUGGGAUCGUUCAAGCACGGGGUUGUCGAGGCUCGGGGAGGGCCGCUGCAGGUUCAGGCGGCCUUCGCGCGCGAGGUGGAGAAGCUGUGGCACGAGGGCGGGCAGAAGGAGAACAAGUACCGCCGCUGCGGGCCCAGCCACUUCGUCGCCGGCGUGUCUAUUCUGUCCGGCGGCAUGCCAGUCUACUGAGAGCAAAGAAUGGCUGCUGUUGCUACUGUACCGAGAGUAUGAGGCGCUUGUCAUGCUGUCGGCCUCAUGCGUGCUUGGUCAUUCACCAAAGGUUGCUCUUUGUUGGCACCGUGUUAAGCGUGUUUGGUCUUCCACCGGCACCAGCGCGAAUUUACCGUUAGUUUCUUUUUUGAGAGAGGGGGAAAUGUUGAGAGGGUUGCUAUCCUCUCGGGUCGUUUAAUUAUGUCGAUGGGUGCCCGUGGUGUGCUACAUGUCGAGAGCACCACGUAGCGGCC
Molecule: messenger RNA, 1173 nt
Organism: Ectocarpus sp. CCAP 1310/34
Lineage: Eukaryota; Phaeophyceae; Ectocarpales; Ectocarpaceae
Source: the annotation of a GenBank genome assembly